AAUUUUGUCAAAGUCAUUCCAACAUGGCGGCCGGAACGGCUGUAAUGCAUUUUCCCAGUCCGAGAAGCACCGUGAAGAAAGAAGAACCGGCUCGCAGAGUCCACAAGAUCAAAGCAGAUGAGGUGAUAAUAGAUACUUUUGGUUAGGGGACAAACUGCAGGGCAAUUUUGCGUUGAAAAACUUUAAAAGUUUGUCAUGUGGUUGUACAUGACGACAUCUUUUGAUCGAAAACCAAGACCUUUUUUGUAAUGAGGUUCGGCGUAACACGCUAUCUAUUUCGGAGAAUUAUUACACUUAAAGAGUUUUUUUUCAGAUACUUUUGACAUCGAAAGUUAGAUUGUAAGUUCUUUGAAAACUAAGUAACGUGAUAUAAAUCUCAUCUUGUGGGCCAUAGUAAUAGUUUUUGUCAGGAGAUCUCUUUGCAUUGUAUGAAGUUGGUAGAUCUUUUACUUCCUAAUUAACCGUAGCUCAUUGAUUCUGUUUCUUCAAACAAGAGAUAGCUUAUUAUUUACUUAAUCAUUAUAGAUUUUUAGAUAAUACUUUCGAUCGGUGACAGUUUCCAGUGCUUUAAACUUACCGAAUCAUUGGUCCAUUGUUUCAGAGUCUUGUACAGUAUGAAUGCUUACUUUACAAGUUUUUGCGCAGUUUAAGCUUCCCUUUUUUUAAUUUCCUCAUUAUGUGUACCAGUUCAAUGUCAUGAAUAUACAGCUUUUUCUGUUUCACCAGUGGCUCUAAAAAGUUAUUAGUUUAACUUUUUAUACCAUCUCAUGCACAAGUGUUAAUGUUGCAGCUGUUUCUCAUGUGGUAACUGGUCAUUUCGCCUCCAAGUCAAAUGCCCUGGUUACUUAGCCCCCUAUUUUCGAGUCAUUUAGCAUGCUUCAAAUGUAAUAUUCCUCGUUCUAUAAGCCAUAAAGCAAAACAAGGGUGCUUCAAAUAUAACAUUCCUCGUUCUUUAAGCCAUAAACCAAAAUAAGCACGCUUCAAAUAUAAUUUUCCUCGUUCUAGAAUAGGGGGCUAAGUAACCGGGGCGAAAUGACAUGGGGGCGAGAUCACCCAUAACCUCUUUUGUUCAUAAUCUUAAAAGCAGUACCCAACUUUAAUCGAGUUUAACCCAACUUUUUUCAACUUUUAUUUGUGAUUAUUUUUGCAAUAAAUUUCUGAUAUUUGGCAAUACAUUUGUUGUGUCAAAAUCAAAUAUAAAUAUUUAUUUGAUAAGAAAAACAAGACAACUGGUAAUUAGGCCCUGUUUGGGUAAAUUGCGACAAGUGACAUGGCUGUAAGACUCAAUGAAAUGACGACAAAUGCCACAUAAAGAUGGGUUGAAUAUCGACAGGGAUGUGGCCUACUCCUCAAAAUGUGAAAGAAACAUGUUUGAAAUGCAGACUAGGGUUAAAUUUUUUAACCUAGGUUGAUUCUUUAUUUCCUUUGUCUCUUAGCCGUAAUUAUGAAUUUAUAUGGACUUGGAGAUAAUUAAUUAGGGUGUGGAGGCAUGUGUGGCUUAGUGGUUAACACCUCAAACUCUGGAUCUGGGGGUCCAGGGUUUAAGCCUCACCCCUCGCAUUGUUUCCUUAGGCAAGGAACUUUAAUCUUAUUUGUCUCUCUUCACCCUAGCCUCCCAGGCAGGCGUUUUUAGGGGAGCUCAUUUUUCAUUCCUCCCCACAAACACCUGCUCAACCAAAGACAACAUUCCUUUCCCAAGCUUAGCCAAUCACAUUGUACUUUCCAAAUUCUGGAAAGUUGACACUGGGAAGCUUUCUGACCUCUAAUAAAUGUUUUGAUUCAGAUUGGCAAAAAUAAGAUUUAGUCAAAAUUUAGAAUACUUCAUGCACUGCAUAACCUCAGCGUAGGAAAGAAAAGAAGGAAAACAGUUACUCUAGGGUCACGUUCAGUCGUGUUUAGCCUGUCAACACUUUAUUGCACAAUUGUUGAUUGGUCACUUACCACGCAAAUAAAACAAUGGGAAAGGAAUGUUGUUUUCGGUUGAGCAGGCGUUUGUGGGGAGGGAUGAAAAACGAUCUCCCCUAAAAACACCUGCGUGGGAAGCUAUCUUCACCCAGGUGUAUAAAUGGGUACCAGCAACAUACCGCUGGGAGGUAACCCUGUGAUGGACUAGCAUCCCAUCCAGGGGGGAGUAGCAAUACUCCUAGGCUUGCUCCAUGCUACAGAAACUGGUAUAAGCUCCGGCCAUGUGGGCCUUUGGCUUGUGUGGGCUUAUACCUUACUUAAGGAGAUAACGGAAAUUGAGAAUCAACCUAGGUUAAAAAAUUUUAACCUGAAAAAAAAUUUGACCUGUGACAUAUAUGUACCCUCCCCCCCCCCUCACCCCACCCCACUAAGAGGGCCUCGGUCUUCAGAGUUAUCAAGUUUGUUUUCCUUUCAUUCAGUCUUUCAAACUGAAAGUGAGAAAAAAUGGGUUCUAGUUGUUCAUCAUUGGUGAUGCAGCUCUAAAGCGAAUUAUUAUUUUCUUUAUUACAACCCCUCUUUCCUGGUGCCUUGUAAAGUAUAUGUUGUGGUUCAAUUUUAUCCUUGGUUAAAAUUUUAUUUUGUUUUGUUUUUGGGUAUGGUAAUUAUUUGUAUGGUAAUGUAUGAUAAUGAGUUUGAAACAAAAGAAAACAAAAUUUAAACCAACGAUAAAAUUGAACCAUAACAUAUAUAAUGUUGAAAACAAAAUUUAGAAUAAGAGCAUCUUUUUUUAAUUUCAUCUUUUCCUCUUUUUUGUUGAAGAUGGAAGUUGAAGAAGAGAAACAACAUGAAGGAAUCCAGCAAUAUUAUAUUACCAAGAUAGAGGCACUCCAGGUAUAAUCAGCAUUCAUGAGCAAUAUAUUGUUAUACAUUUUUAUUCUUUUUUGUCUGUUUGUGCUGUAGUUUAUAUUUAAAGUUGUCCUUGGUAUUAUUAUCAUACAUCUCUGAUAACUGUGUUGUGGUUGUUAGUCUCAGAGAGUAAUUAUUGACAUUUAAAACAAAACUAGAUAAUUAUUCCAACCUCGCAUUGCUAGUUUUUAGUUUUUGUCAGGUUACACAGUCAGCUGAUGCACACAUGCAUUAGAUACCAUUUCUUAGCUGAUUCCAAUGUCACAAGGCACAUGUGAAACAGAAAGUGAGAAGCGUAUCCAGAAUACUGUAAACAAACCUUGAAGAGUUGCACUACUUACAAGCCGAAAUUGUGAUUAUAAAACCUAAGCCAUAAUUUAUCAGAUCGCUCAUUUUUUUAUAUACUAUUGUGAAUUCACUGGUGGAUUUGUCGAGGGAAAGCUAAACAUCGACAAAUACUGCCGAAUUCGAACAUCAGUAGAGGUAAGAAAUUACACAAAGUCUGAAUCAUUGUCGAAGGUUCAAGGUUAAGGAAGCUUGAUUUUCCAAAUAUGUGUACACUUUUCGAUUGAUUUUCCAACUAUAUAUAAAUUUAAUAACGCUUAUUUGCUCGCCAUUGUUUUUUAUUCAUUUCUCUAGUUAUUUCGGUAAACGAAGGUGAUUUCUCCCGCCCGGCGCCUAUGUGUUUCUCACCUCUUCUGUUCAUGUUUCUUUGGAUACUGUUUUUAUCCAAGUAUGAUAAAAUAAUGUAAUAGGAUAAGUAAAAGCUUGCUCAAGAAGGAGUUUCCAGUAAAAGAUCAAGGAUCAAAUGAAACACUAGGCAGAUUUCUAGAUGUAUCUGACACGUACAUUUGAUUUUGGGUUGAUGUAAAUGCUUCUCAAACUGGCAGGUCAGCGCAGUCCCACAGCUGACUGUGUCCCUUUAAGCAAACAGUGCAGAGUUGUAUGAAAACAUCAAGAAUUAAAGGGAACAUGGAACAGGUUCCCAUAUGACUUCUGAUCUUAAGUUUAAGUCUCCCUUUGAGUUUCAAUCAUAAUGCAAGGCAAAUUGGAAGGAGAAUUUAGUAAGCUAUUAAAAGUCAUAGAAGGUUUUAUUCCAGCACUUGUUUACCAGUGAUCAAUACAAAAAAAAACACUAAGAUGAUCUUGAGUAGUGAAAUAAUGAUAGUUAAAUAAUGAUAAUAAUUAUUAUUAUUACACACUGUAUGCAUUCAAGGACACAGACAUUAAACAAUUAUUGGAUGAGGUUGAGCAUGAUAUCAUGAAUUAUCAAAACCAAGGUUUGUGUUAUCUGCCGAAGCCGAAGGCUGAGGCAGAUAAUACAGACACAAGGUUUUGAUACUUCACGAUAUCAUGCGAAAACCGAGUUCAAUAAUUGUUUUAUUAUACAUUUUUUAAACAAUAGGCAAAAGAGGACAUUCAGCCAUUCUGUCUCUGAGGAGAACACUCCAAGGGGCUUGGUAACCAGGCAGACAUUGAACUUGACAUGAUAAAUGCAAUAUCUGCAGCAGAUAUUGCAUUUAUCAUGUCAAGUUCGCAAGCUAUUGUGAAUUGAUUGAAUGCUCUCGAUCAAUCAGAUUUUCAUACUGAGUCUGAUGUAUAAUAAAAGAACUGAUUGGUCCAUCUUCUGAGUCAGAGCUCCAUGAUAAAAAUGCUCCACAAAUUCCUUUAAUAUUAAAAUAAUCUAAAGCUUGAACUAGAGAUAACAAAAAUCUUGUUAAACCUAUAAAGUAAGUCUAUUGUUAGUUUAAUGUCUUGUCUUCGUAAUGUUAUUGUACAUGUUUUCUGAGUUUUAUCAGCUGCUUUGUUGGUGUUACACAAAACAAAUGACUAUUGAUAAAACUGACUCCUUUUUCCCUUACAGAUGGUUGUGACAGAAGAAAUCAAGAACUUGAGAAGGCUUGAGGCCCAGAGAAAUGAGCUUAACGCUAAAGGUAAGUUCUUUACUACUCUCUUUGAAGACAGAAGUUAAAACUCAUGAACUUAAUAAUAACAGCAGUUUUAUUUCAUAAGUAUAAGUAUUUGCAGUUGCUUGGGGUUUGAGUUUUCUUCCUUGUAUUAAUAUUAACAAUUUAUCUUGCAUUAUUUUAUAGUGCGAAUGUUGAGAGAGGAGCUGCAGUUGCUGCAAGAGCAAGGGUCGUAUGUUGGUGAGGUGGUCAAACCAAUGGACAAGAAAAAAGUUUUAGUAAAGGUAUGUCUAACUUAUGACACAGCUUUAAAGCAACUGGGAGGAAGUAAAUGUCUGAUUUUGUAUGUUAACGGGUGGAACGUACAUGUAUUAAAUACCAGUAGUCGGCCUGCCAUUAUUGAAGGGUGUUUCAGUGUCUUGAGACAUAUUUUGAGGGAUGUUUUGCAGGAAAGACUUCUGCAUUUCUGGCGCAGAAAUUUCAUGCUGAUGAUGUUAUUCAAUUCUUACAAAAUACAUGUGUAAUCCGAUAGUUAUUAGUUUCCAGAUGUUAAUUUACAUGUAUUAAAAUUUCUGUUUCUCCCCACCUAAUACAAGAAAAUUUUGAGUUCUUCUGAGAACUAGCACAGUGAAACCAGAAUGCUUCUUUUAAAGAAGAGUAUAUUCCCACAGUACAUGUAAUUACUUUUUUAGGUAAAUCAGGGUUCGCACAGUCUUAAAAAGUCCUUGAAUUCUAGGGGGAGCCCUUGAAAAGUCCCUAAAUUUCUGUGUCCUUGAAAAGUCCUUGAAUUUUCUUCAACUUUGAAUGAAGUGACCUGGAGAGGUUUUUUUUUCAUGCUGUAUUAGCCUAAAUAAUUACUGUCAGUAUAUCAUAAUCAGCAGAGUCUUCUGUUAAGAACUGUUGGCUCAACUUACAUGUUAAUGAUUUUGUUUUGCUUCCGACAGGUUCAUCCGGAAGGGAAGUUUGUAGUUGAUCUUGAUAAGUCAAUUGACAUGUCUGAGGUAAGUCAAAGAUAAUAAUGCAUCAUUAUUGGGAAGUGAACACUGGGGCCUAUGGAAAGACUUUUAACUUUUCUUUUAUGGUCACAAAAGCAAUAGAUAAAUUAGAUAAAUAAACAAAAAUUGUAUUAUUUGCCAGCUUAGGGUCAGUCCAACGUAGUGAGCAAGGUGUUGACAAUGCUGACCAAGGCGACAGACUGAGGUCAGCAUUUUCAAGGCCGUGACAUCAUAAUUUUCAUAAUCUGGGUCUCUUAGCUGGCAAAGAACAUAUCCAUGCAUGUAUACAUGUAUGAUAGGCAAGUGACCAGACAAUUGAUAAGUUUAAGGGAUGGACAUAUUAUUGGAUUGUGAUCAACUGUAUGUUUUCCCUUUUCAGGUUACACCAAACUGCAGAGUAGCACUAAGAAAUGACAGUUACACUCUUCACAAGAUACUGCCCAACAAGGUUUGAAAUAUUUCUCAAUUACCAUAUUUUUGAGUAGUAAGGUGUAUUGCUGCUGUGCCUAAUAACUAAAAUAAUAUGGUACAUGUAGGUAAACUAUGAUACAUUGUACUCUCUACAUGUCUUCUCAUUGGCUAAGGACCAAUGGUAAAUUUUCAUCUUGAGAACUACAUGUAUCCCCAAUAUGUUCUUAUAAUGUACUUGUAGGAAGAUUCCUGUGUUAUAUAAUUACGGGUAUAAGGAGUAAUUGGAUUGUAAGUAGUAGUACUAAAUAAUAACUUUAGUAUGUUAUUAGCCAAGAGUAUUAAACUGUAGUUCGGAAAAGAAAACAACAGUGAUAUUGGUAACAUUUUAGGUGGACCCUCUUGUCAGUUUGAUGAUGGUUGAGAAGGUUCCUGAUUCCACUUAUGAGAUGGUGGGUGGACUAGACAAACAGAUCAAAGAAAUCAAAGAGGUAUGUUGUAAAGAAACAUUGGCCCAUGCCAAGAUCUUUUUCUGUGAGCUUCCAGGUGAGCCACACACCAAUCUUUGGGUCUCCUUUAGUUUCUUGGGUGUCCUUUUCCUAUUUACACGUAGGCAUUACAGUCUUGAUUUUUGUGUCAGGAUGACUUGGAGUGGCCAGCAGUAUCUUUAUAACUCAAUUUAAAAUUGUCACACACCUAUUGCGUCAUUCUAAUUGCACUAAGUUUUAAAAUCCAAUUUUGGAGUUCCUUAUGAAACCCAAGUGUCCGAUAUUAUUUUCGCAACUGUCUGCGUUAAUUAAGAUUUCCUGGUCACCUUUAAUACAUCAUAGGAUCACUGGGAUGCCCUGAUGCAAUGCCCUGCCAACUUAUCCAUGAAGAUGUCUGUACACUGUAACUAUGCUUUGGUUUUAUGAGAAUGGCAAGGAGCUAACCAUGUAAGAUAAUGUUUUUCUUUCCUAUAGGUCAUUGAACUUCCUGUAAAACACCCUGAGCUUUUUGAAGCCCUUGGGAUUGAUCAGCCAAAGGUAUGAUUAUUUUAUUUUAUCAACCACUCAGCAUUAUUUAUUGGCAUUUCAGUUGCAUAAAUGAAGCAGCCUACAUCAGAUAAACUGAUAGCUUAUGACUGUUACAUCAAAGGUUGAUGCAGAACUGUGUAUUGCACACAUCAGAGGUUUCUCUGCUCUGGUUCAAUUUUAUUGUUUGUCUAAAUUUUAUUUUCUUUUGUUGCAGACUCAUUAUCAUACAUAACCUUUCCCAAAAACAAUGGAAAACAAAAUGAAAACUAAGGAUGAAAUUGAAAUACAUGUGUAAUGUACAGCAUCUGCAUGUAUACAUUGUGGUGUGUUUUUGCCCACAAAAAAGAUUUUGAUACCUUUGACCAUAAUAUUCUGCUAGACAAGCUCAACGUCUACAGCUUUCAUGGAUUAAUCAACCAAUGGUUUUCCUCAUAUCUCAAUAACCGGACCCCAACUACUCAAAUUGCUGAUCACAUAUCAAAUAAAGCCACAAUCAAGUUUGGAGUUCCUCAAAAGUUCCGUUUUAGGUCCUCUUCCCUUUUUGCUGUAUGUUAAUGAUAUCCACCAGUGCUCUACUAAACUUACAUUGUAUCUCUUCGCUGAUGAUACAAAUAUACUUUUUGCUGAAAAAAAACUUGAAAGUUCUUGAAACGGUAGUCAAUAAUGAAUUUUGCUAACUCUACGACUGGUUAACAUCUAAUAAGCUAACCCCAUUAGUAAAUUCAACUUUGUAAUCUUUCAUCCUAAACAACUGUUUCUUCCAGGGAGUAUUACUGUAUGGUCCACCAGGUACAGGCAAGACACUGCUUGCCCGAGCUGUAGCACACCACACUGAGUGCACAUUCAUUAGAGUUUCUGGAUCUGAACUGGUGCAGAAAUUUAUUGGUGAAGGAGCUAGGAUGGUUCGAGAACUGUUUGUUAUGGCAAGGUAAAAAAAAAAAAUAGAGAGAAGUCGUUACAUCGCUUUGCUUUGGUAGCAAAAUUCUGGAUCUUAACAAACGGUGGUCCUGCAAAUAUGGCAGAAAAAGAAUUCAAAAAAACAAAAAGUGGACAUUGGUGACUUUUCUGUGCAUAAUUACACGGAGGAACAAAACAGUAGCCUAUACUUUUUUGGAAUUCAAUUUUUUUUUUUCGAGCCCUGCAAAUACAUGCAAAGGAAUUAUUUACUACAGUAGUCUCUGUUCUUUAUCUUGUUAUUGUACCUGUGUCUUCGAACAGCUUGUGAACCUCUUCACAAUAAUUAAUUUUGAAAUGUUGUUUUUAUUAAUUCUUUAUAGGGAACAUGCACCCUCCAUCAUUUUCAUGGAUGAGAUUGAUUCUAUUGGGUCUUCAAGAUUAGAAGGAGGGUCAGGAGGUAAGAUAUGGCUGUUUGUUUGUUUGUUUUUAUUUAUUUACCAAAUGUUAUCUCUUGGUUAUUACUUACAUCAGCAAUAAGAGGUACAUGUACUGUCCACGUAGUUCCUAGGUGUUGCUGCAGAGCAUUGAAUAUUUUUUGUAGAGUCUUGAGUGAGAGAGGGUGGAAAAUGAUUAGUCAAAUCAAUUUAUCCAUUUAAUCAUUAAUUUAGUUAUCAGCAGCAUACUGCCCUCUGAUCUAGCCUAUCACCUUUAAGGCAUAAUCACAGCACUGGUGGAAAACAAGCAGUCUAAUGCAGAUGUUUGUGUUUUAAGCCAGCAAUCUUUUUUCCCUUUCACAUACAAUGUAUGCUGUAGUUAUCCACAACAACUUUGUAGAGCUUGUGGAAGCCAAGUUUCUGUUUUGCAAACAACAUAAGUAUCCAGUUAGAAUGGUUAGCACUCAUGUAGUCAUUAAUUGUAUUGUAUUGUAAUUGCAGACGGGAAGAAAAAACUUUUUCCCUUUCACAUAUGCUAUGGUUAUCCAUAAGAACUUUGCAGACCUUUUAAAAGCUUAGGUACUAUUUUCCAGACAAAUUUCCGGUUUGAAAUGUUGACAUUUAAGUGGAUAUUUGUUUGUGAAACAGGUGACAGUGAGGUACAAAGAACCAUGUUGGAAUUGCUAAACCAACUUGAUGGGUUUGAAGCAACUAAGAACAUCAAGGUUGUGAUGGCAACAAACCGCAUAGACAUCUUGGAUUCUGCUCUUUUGCGACCAGGACGUAUUGACAGAAAGAUUGAAUUCCCGCCCCCAAAUGAAGAGGUGAGGCUAUGAGGAUCUUUGAAUUUAUUGCCACAUUAGUGGUGCUUUCAGUUUUGUCAGGUGUAACUUGUGCUGACCUCCAAGAUAGUGCAGUUGUGCAGUAAAAAGUAAUGCAAAAAACAUGCGAGGGCCCUUCCUCAAGUGACACACGCCUUAUUUUCUCUACAUCCUUACUAUCUGAGAUCCUGCGUGGCACAGGCUAGAAUUGUGCAAGCUUUUGGGCUCCAUCUACAGUACGUUUUGCUGGAUAAAUUAAUUUUAAAACACUACUUGUCUACGUCAUGAUAGGAGUGCUUGAAGUUGCAAUUCCAAACUUUAAAAGUUUAUUGUUGGGACAAUUUCCCCAGAACACACUUCUCAGGCCAACCCCCAGUGGAAAGGUAGCCUGUUCACAGACCCUCUAUUUUCUCUUCAAAGUCCGUUGAGCGCGCGUGAUAAAAUAUAAACCGCAGGGAUUUAUUGACCACCAGUGCAAGCGGGUAGUUGUGGGGGAAGAAGAAAUUUUGAAAAGAACAAAAAGUAAAAUAAAACAACUUCUGUGUACAGGCUAGUGGAAAGGGGUAACUUGCAGUUUGUUGAGUGCCCUGAAUUUUGUCGAAAAUUGGUGUUUGUGCUUAAACAACUUCAAUUUUGUUUUUUUGCAUUUUGUUUUUUAUGAAGCAAAAGAAAUUAAUUCUUACGCAGUUCUUCAUGUCAUUCUUAAUUACUUGCACAGGCCAGAUUGGAUAUCCUGAAGAUUCACUCCAGAAAGAUGAAUUUAACCAGAGGUAUCAAUCUCAGAAAGAUUGCUGAACUUAUGCCUGGUUCAUCAGGGGCUGAAGUCAAGGUACAAAUUAAUGCCACCCUUUCAUGUGUUUUUCUGAAAUCAUGUAAAAUGUUGAGUAGUCAAUGAGUGAGAAUAUCUGUCUGUCUGUUAGUAUGUCACUCUAGAAGUUGGUGACUCACUUAGUGAGUUGCUGUAGUUGGUAGGUUGAAGUUGAAAGAGUUGAGAUUGACUUGAGAUUGACUUGUGGAACAAGUUUGAUAAACUAAGUACAAUCUCUAACCUAAAGGACCUGGAUCAUGAGGUUCUUUCUUCAGUAUAGUGCCUUACUGCUAUGUCACAGCUUAACUGGCAUAGAUGUGGAAGUUGUAAUGUCACGUCCUCAUUCCCACUGGCAGUAGUAUAGGACAUGGUGGUACAAACUCAUUUUCACAAAUCAUACACAAAAAACCAGUAGCUGAACUGGCAGUUCAACUACAAGUUCAACUGCCAGUUCAACUGUUGGUUUUAUGUGUAUGACUUGUGAAAAUGAGCUUGUACCACCAUGUCCUAUACUACUACUGACCCUCUCAUAGCAACCUGUGUGGUAAGCAUUUGAGAGGGAGUGGGAAGGUGGACAAUAGGAAAAAAAAUGGUGCAUUCUUUAUGUUUUUGCCCAUCCAUUUUUCUCCUUUCCUCUCCCCUGUAGCAUACUUGCCAUGGAUGCUCACUCCUCAUGGCAGGGAGAAUUUCAACAAGUUAGGUGUUGUAUGAUGUUGACAAAUCAACAUAAGGAUCAACUCAAUAAGUUUGUAACAUUUGUGCCUGAAUAGCUCAUUAAUUUAUGGUAGCAUGUUUUGUUUAUGGCUUACAUAUCAGAAAUGAGAAUUUCGAAGUGGAUCUGUGAUAUUUUUAGGGUGUUUGCACGGAAGCUGGUAUGUAUGCCCUGAGAGAAAGAAGAGUUCAUGUUACACAGGAAGACUUUGAAAUGGCAGUGACAAAGGUAGGCCACCGGUGCAGUAAACUCUUACUGAAUGGAUCACACCAAAUAUUAAAAUACUGCGUGCUAGUUAACGUCAUCAUAAACGUUUUUGAAUCUGGAUAAUUGCUAAUAUCUAAAUGCAUCAUUCUAGUGCUGUCAGGUCCUUGAAGAUACUGCGGCCUCUUCCUCGCAGAAAAUUGCAGUAAACAUUCACAACAGUCACCAGGCUCCAGUUGUUCAAAAGGUUGAUAACGCUAUCCUUUGGAGAAAUCUCUAUCCAGUGGAUAGCGCAGUUGGUUUCCCUAAAACUUAUCCGCUGGAUAGUGACUUAUUCGGUGGAUAGUGCUAUCCAGCUUUUGAACAAACAUUUGUGCCUGAAUAGCUCAUUAAUUUAUGGUAGCAUGUUUUGUUUAUGGCUUACAUAUCAGAAAUGAGAAUUUCGAAGUGGAUCUGUGAUAUUUUUAGGGUGUUUGCACGGAGGCUGGUAUGUAUGCCCUGAGAGAAAGAAGAGUUCAUGUUACACAGGAAGACUUUGAAAUGGCAGUGACAAAGGUAGGCCACCGGUGCAGUAAACCCUUACUGAAUGGAUCACACCAAAUAUUAAAAUACUGCGUGCUAGUUAACGUCAUCAUAAACGUUUUUGAAUUUGGAUAAUUGCUAAUAUCUAAAUGCAUCAUUCUAGUGCUGUCAGGUCCUUGAAGAUACUGCGGCCUCUUCCUCGCAGAAAAUUGCAGUAAACAUUCACAACAGUCACCAGGCUCCAGUUGUUUAAAAGGUUGAUAACGCUAUCCUUUGGAGAAAUCUCUAUCCAGUGGAUAGCGCAGUUGGUUUCCCUAAAACUUAUCCGCUGGAUAGUGACUUAUUCGGUGGAUAGUGCUAUCCAGCUUUUGAACAACUGGGUGUAGUAUAUUAAGUCUAAGAAAUUCGUUCCAUUUCUUACUGUAUAAAGCCUGGGAAGAGUUGCUCGAAAGACUAUGAGUUCGAACCCAGAGUUACGUGUAGUUACCAUGACAAUCGCAUUGUAACCUUGACCUUUAUAAAAGCGGUGGCUUCUCAUAACCUAUAUUUUUGUCCUGGUCUGUUUUUAUUGGUUCUGUAUCAAUUUUACCAUAACAGUGCCAUAAAUACAUUUGUUUAUGGUGUUUAGGUCAGCGUGUUCUUUCAUUUUGUCAAGUCUUAGCUGUAUUAUCUAGCACUGAGGUUAAAAGUGAUCCAUUUUCAUGUAUCCUAAACCUAAAAGUUCUUUUUUAUCUUCAUAUUCAUAGGUGAUGCAGAAAGAUUCAGAGAAAAAUAUGUCCAUCAAGAAACUCUGGAAGUAAAAAUCCUGGCUUCAAGUUACAAUCAUACACGUUAAAAUAACAAUUGAUUUUCUAUACCCCACUGCCUGCUAUUAUUUUUAAUUGUAAUGUCGGUCUAUCAAACACCCAGAUAAAAGGCAUUAGAAAAGAAAUGCGACUCUGAUAAUCUUCACAAGGGAUGGCCCGCAUGUUUGGGAUAGACUCCCAUCAAGGAUUGGUUGUACAAAAUAUUUAAGAUAGCGUCUUUGCACACCUUUCCUAGGAUCCAAGAAGGACACACUAUUUUGUCAUAGAUUGGCAUAAGAGACUUCUAAGAUCUGCUAAACUGUCAUUGUUGAAAAGUUCCAUUUAAGAUUGCAGAUUACUUCUAAAGUGUGUUAAAGUUAAGGGUGCGUUUAAAAUUUCCCAUAAGUUUAAGGGUCUGGGACUCUUAUAACUGGAAACAUUUCGUUUUAGUAAGUAAUUAGUACGCGUAGAUGAUUGUUAGAAUCGCUUUUGCAUUUUGUACAUGUAGAGAAUUGUCGCAUGCUUAAUCAGUCAGUUAAUAUAAUUAAACAUAAAAACUCGUCUCUCUGACAUAAUUAUGUCAGCAACAUGUUUAGCAGCCUUUGUUAUUCGGUGAUCUUGUUUCCCUCCUUUUUGUGAACAAUUCUCUAUUUUUUGCUUGUUAUUUUAUUUUUCAACAUACGUUGACUGAAGUAGAACUGAACUCAAACUAAUUGAAAAAUUGGCUAGUACUCAAUCACAUCUGUGAAAAAAAACCUGAUUAAACGACAUUUUGGUAUUUCACUAUUUAUCGGUAAAAUAGGUCGCAAGAAGGUGACCAUACUUAAGGAUGCUUCGCAUAUGAACUAUAACAUGUUUUAGACAUGUUGUGUAUAGUAUGUAUAUGAAAGUAAACAAGCCAAUGACUGAUUAAUUGUAGGGGGAAUGAAAAGGUUAUCACUAGGAACAAAUGUGGGAACAAGUUAUCCCAAGGGUAAAAAAGAGGGGGGUCAGCCCCCACGGCUUUAACUACCCUUUUCUUUAGGCCAGUGAAGUAAAAGUAUGCGUUUUUCGAUCUGUCAUAACGCAACUUGGAACAGUUAUUUCAGGAAAAGUUGCUAAGUAUUAAGGAGUCUUUUGUUCGUUAAUAUGGCAUCAAUGACUUGGCAAAGUUAAGAUGGCUAAUACUACUAAAUGUUAUGACAAACAAUUUCCUUGUAGUUUGGUCUUAGCCUGAGAGCAA
Messenger RNA from Porites evermanni, 13542 nucleotides. The record is from the annotation of a GenBank genome assembly. NCBI's taxonomy places the organism in Eukaryota, Metazoa, Cnidaria, Anthozoa, Scleractinia, Poritidae.